This is a messenger RNA of Cryptococcus amylolentus CBS 6039, 828 nucleotides long. RefSeq lists its product as hypothetical. Lineage: Eukaryota; Fungi; Basidiomycota; Tremellomycetes; Tremellales; Cryptococcaceae. The transcript has a single exon. The coding region runs from base 1 to 828 and encodes 275 amino acids. The record is from RefSeq and is a predicted model, not a curated record.
AUGGCUCCAGGCUACUCUUAUCUCCCUAAAUUAGACCUCAAGGACAUAUCUGUCGAAGCCGCUGCAUUCGGGCAGCUCAAGCCUGCCUCGAAUAAAGUUUCUGACCACAGUGUCCAAGCAGGUCAAGCUACCGAUUCAUCCUCUCCAUCAUCCCAGUCGAGUGACUCUAUCAGAUCAAGCUCCAGUAGUGAGCCAGACACACCGGCCAGCACGACCAACCUUCUAGCCAACGAAAACAACAUGCCUCAACAAAUGAACUCCCUCCAACGCGCCCUCACCGAAGCCCAAAAAGAAAAAAACAAGCUCGCCCAGCGUUUGGGCCAAGAACGCAAGCGGAACAGAUACCUCCUCCUGCGCAUCCAAGGGGACCGUAUUGACCCGGCGGUGAUCACUCUCUUGGCCUGUCGCUUGGCCGAACAUGGCGGAAAGGAGACAGACCAGAGCAAUGGUGUCGCGGAGGUGGCGGCUGCGUUGAUUGACGAAGUCGAUCGAGCGAAAGUGUGUGGGGAUGGCAAAGACGGACAGAUGGUCGUGGUUGAGGACGAUGUGGAAGCAGCGAGGAGAGACUGGAAUGAAGGCAAGGAAAUGAGAAUCUGGAAUUUGGAAGGCGUCGUGCAGGUAAUGUUUAGCCGGGUCGACAGUCUAGAGCUAGAGGUGUCCAAGCUGAAACGAGAAAGAGGGCGAGAGACCAGUUUGGGAAUGAGUUGGACCGGGGAUAUGGAAUGGGAUGAGGAGCAAGAGACGCUGGAGUUGGUAGAAAGCACGGCGAGCCAAUUAAGCCGACGUUUGGAUAGAUUGGAGAGUGACGUGUCCACCCUCAAAGAGUGA